AUGGAAAAUUCACAACUUCUCGUUUUCUUCCUCAGUUCAAUCGGCAAGAUUCUCAUCAUCGUACAUCUCCUGCUUAUUGGUGUGAUGGCAAUGAUUUGGGCGGAACGUCGGGUGAGCGGAUGGAUGCAGGAUCGAUUGGGACCGAAUCGCGUCGGUUUCCAAGGGAUUCUACAACCAAUUGCUGACGGGUUAAAGUUCCUCUUUAAAGAAGAUCUUAUUCCGGAUCACGUGGAUAAGCCGCUCUAUGUGCUUGCUCCCGCGAUGCUCUUGGUGCCUGCGAUGGUUACGAUUGCAGUCGUGCCAUUUGGGAGUUCUAUCACGAUAUUGGGAAACGAAAUACCGCUCCAGAUUGCGGAUAUCAACAUCGGUAUUCUGUAUGUUUUGGCGGUAACCUCCCUCGGUGUCUACGGGGUCGUGCUUGGGGCAUGGGCAUCUAAUAACAAGUAUUCGCUCUUGGGCGGUUUACGUUCAUCUGCGCAGAUGAUUAGUUACGAGCUAACGCUCGGAUUAGCAAUCAUCGGCGUACUGAUGCUAACGAGUUCUCUCAGCCUUCGUGAGAUUGCAAUGGCACAAGGUUCAUAUCCGUGGCAUUGGAAUUUUCUGAUUCACUUCCCCGCAUUCCUGGCAUUUACAACGGCAAUGUUUGCGGAAACAAAUCGAUUGCCUUUUGACCUUGCCGAAGCGGAACAGGAACUCGUCGCAGGGUAUCACACCGAAUACAGUAGCAUGAAAUUCGCUAUGUUUUUCAUGGCGGAAUACAUGAACAUGAUUGUUGGAUCCACUGUAGUGGUGACACUCUUCUUAGGUGGAUGGCACUUCUUCGGAUUGGAGAAUAUCGGUGGCCCCGUCUGGAGUGGACUCAUCUCGUUUGGUAUUUUCUUCGUCAAAACGGCGAUAUUCCUAUUCGUGUUUAUUUGGGUUCGCUGGACACUUCCUCGGUUCCGCUAUGACCAACUUAUGAACCUCGGUUGGAAAUUUCUAUUACCUGUCGCUUUGACUUCAAUCGUCGUAACCGGCACUUUAUGGAUAAUGACCAACUCUCGUCUGAUCGUGGGGAUCGGCAAUGUGGUUUCCGCGUUUAUUGUUGUAUCUAUUGUCGCAGGACUGCUUGUGAUGAAGACCCCUAAGCCUGCAAUCCAGGAUAGCGACGAGAACUCACAUCAACCGCUCUCGACGCAAUAG
Molecule: messenger RNA, 1182 nt
Organism: Geodia barretti
Lineage: Eukaryota; Metazoa; Porifera; Demospongiae; Tetractinellida; Geodiidae
Source: the annotation of a GenBank genome assembly